AUGUUAAUUUCUUAGCAUAUCUAUGAUUAUGAAAUAAUUUUGAAAAAUCAAUCUUAUGUAGCUUUGAACAAUCCCAAUAAAUAAAUUAAAUGCAUUAUUCUUACUUUCAGCAAGGAGGUCAUGGGAAUUAGUGAAUCAUUAUAGGAUGAUAAAUAAAUAGGGGAUCAUGAAUCCCAAGUGAAUAGCAAUUCAGAAAAGAUGUUUACUCAGCUUAAUUACCUAAAAAAUAAAAAGAAAAAUAAGCUGUUCUGA
Paramecium tetraurelia is the source of this 252-nucleotide messenger RNA. RefSeq lists its product as uncharacterized. The transcript has a single exon. NCBI's taxonomy places the organism in Eukaryota, Ciliophora, Oligohymenophorea, Peniculida, Parameciidae. The record is from RefSeq and is a predicted model, not a curated record.